CUGCCGCGCGUACUCGGCCGCGUCCCCGCGGGGCUGGGCGGGGGGAUCGGGCUUCUCUUCCCUCCCCUGGGAACGCCUGAGGGCGGGGGCGGCCGGGCGGGCAGGGCCAGGGCCGGUGGAGGGGAGGCGGCCGGGACACCCCGGUCUGGCUGAUGCUGGCGCUGCCCCGCGCAGCACCGGGCUCCGGCAGGCUGGUAGCGGCGGUCGGGACGCAGGAGGGGCCCCCCGGGCUCCCUUCCCCUUCCCUCCCUCCGCGGCGGGCGGCGCUGGAGGAUUUUCUCCCGCCGCGGCCCCCUCGCUGUCCCCCAGACAUGGUAGGUCACCUCCAGCUGCAAGGGAUGGACGAGAGCCUGAAGGAGAAGAGCCGGGAAGGCUUGCUGGACAGUCCGGACUCGGGGCUGCCCCCCAGCCCCAGCCCCCCCUUCUACUCCCUGUCGCCCGGUGAGGGCCGAGCAGGGGGCAGCGGCGGUGCGGACCCCCCGGCCCCGGGCCACCGGCGAGAGGCCAAGGACGGCAAAGUGAUGCCUUAUCUGCUCCUGAACCCAUCCAUGCCAGAGAUAAGACCUCGAAUAUACCCGGUGUUUUUUGGAGAAAGCAUUGAGGUCAACCCUGAGCCCGUGCAGGAAAUCAGGUGCAAUUCCGAGGUGAAGUAUGACUCGGAGAAGCACUAUCGGGAUGACAUCUUCUACGGCCCCAUCCCCACGGUCACCACCUACAGCGAGACCAUCAUCGCCGCUCCCAACUGCACCUGGCGGAACUACAAGUCCCAGCUGAUCUUCGAGCCCCGCCAGAAGCCGGUGAGGUUUCAGAGCACCACCAUCAUUUUCCCUAAGCGCGCCAAGAACAUUUACCGGACCACCCUCAACUACAGCUUGGGCUGUGCCAAGCGCUGGUUUGCUUCCAGCGUGCAGCUGGAACUCUGUGAGGAAACCAACCCGUGCGUCAUGUACAGCGAGACCCUCUGAUCCGCCCGGCCGCUGGCAACCGCGCGACCCCCGGGAGGCCGCGGCCUUCGCGGGGCUCUGGCUGGGCCCUGCUCGGUGGCAACUGAAUAUUCAUGGCUGGAGAGCAGCUCUCGGGUGAGGCUGAACUGGCUGGGAGGAGGCUUGCAGGGCACAGGAUGGUUUUGAUCAGUGAGAGGCUGGCUUGUAUUUUGCAACGUUCCUGACAUUCAUGAUCUGGAUUUUAUUUUUGUUUUUUUUGUUUUUUUUUCUCCGAGCGUAUCUAUUUUUGGCUUGUGUUUAGAUGAAAUCAAGAUGACAAUGGACCCUGUUACCCAUUGCAGAAUGAUGCCUUUUGAGCUCUGUAGGUCUUGUCUAGCACAUAGGUGAGAGUCAUUGUAAGCUUCAGAGCUAUUUUGGUCUCUGCAAAGGGAAGACCAACUGCAGAGUCAGCGUCUGUUCAGCCCAGCACACACCAGGCCAGAUCUCUUUGAGAGCUGAAAUGCAGAGGAGUGAUUAUUUGUACCAGUACAGCAAAGCUUGCUCCAACAGCUCAUCUGAGUGAGAGCUGCCCUAUUACCCUGCUUCCUGAGAGGAGUGGAGACUGUCACCCUGAGAAAAUGAGGAUUUAAACAGGUCCCCCAGCUCUUGCUGGCAGCUGGAUGUUUGCUACCAUAGCAAAGCACAGCACAACCAGGAGAUGGGAGAAAGGCCUGCUCUGAUGCACAGAUACAUCUUUUGUGAGCCCAGCCAGGAAUAAGCAGAGAGACUGAGGAAAAUGAACAGCUGAAGGGCUAGUUUCUAAAAGUCACUGAGAGAUUUAGGAGCCCAGUGCCCUUCUAUCAAAAGUAUUGUCAGACCAAGUGUGCCAUGCUGUUCACUGCCUCCAACAUGUAAUUUAAGGGAUCUGUAUGCACUUGCAGCCCUUCUGAGUUUCAGGGUGUGGCUGUAUUGCAGAGAGGAGUGUAGAGCAGAAGGAUGCUCUCUGGCUUGUUUGAAACCAGGGCAGGGUUAACUCACCCUCUCAAUAGUUUCCAUAUUUGUGGCAUGGGCAGCUUUUCUGGCCGUAGAGGAGCAGCAAAACUUUCUUAGUGUAGAGCUUGAAGGAUUGAAGAGCCCAAAUCCAUCUGGGUUUUCCUUACUCAGCCAGGCUGUAGCACUAAAAGCAGGUACUUCACAAACAGCUGAACUGUCUCUGCAACAGGACCAAGAAACAGUGAGCAGGAGCCAGUGCAACCGUCCUAAGGGAAAACGUUCCCCACUCAUGAAUCCCAUCUUCUGGUAUAUCUUCACUUUGGUCUCUUGCUGAAAAUCUGCAAGAGCCUGGAUUCCCACAAACAUAUAACUUUUGAAAAUAGCACGGAAUUGUCUCCAGAAAUCCUACCAAGAAUUUUUGCAUGCUGCUCCGACUUAGAAAUAACCACACAGCUCCGGAAAUUAAUUUCUAGCUUUCUCUCUUCUAAACUUUCCAUUUUGUUCCUGACUUGCUGUGAGUCUGAUGGAGUUUCAGAACACAGCUGAGCAGCCAAGUCAGAAAGCCUAUUAACAAUGUCAACAAGACGUAGCUGAUUGCCCAGAACAGUUGACGCACAAACCCACUGAGAUUUAAAAAAAAAAGUCUGAGAAACUUGAAAAAAUAAUAAAAUUAGUGACUUAUAAAGAUACUUUUUCCAUCAGUUUCAAAAAGCAGUUGGUAAAUGUGACCAGAACUGUGACCUUUAUGAAACAGAGUUCUCUUGUUUAAAAUGUAGCACAGUUUUUCCACCAGAGAUAAAUAUAAAGUCUUUAAAUACAAACUUCAA
This is a messenger RNA of Motacilla alba alba, 2743 nucleotides long. It is a transcript of the gene RFLNA, whose product is annotated as refilin A. Lineage: Eukaryota; Metazoa; Chordata; Aves; Passeriformes; Motacillidae. The coding region runs from base 153 to 965 and encodes 270 amino acids. The transcript has 3 exons. Gene Ontology annotation, biological process: skeletal system morphogenesis; negative regulation of chondrocyte development; actin filament bundle organization. Gene Ontology annotation, cellular component: actin filament bundle. The record is from RefSeq and is a predicted model, not a curated record. Gene Ontology annotation, molecular function: filamin binding.